AUGACAAGCACGAGCGCUGACCGUAGCGAUGACUCGGAACGUGCUUGCUCGCUAAUCAUGUCGCGUGAGCGAGUUCAGAGCACUCAUUGGUUCCCAACUGCCCAGAUAAAGGUCCCAACGGAGCACAAGGCGAGGUUCCUCGUCAUCCUCCCUCUCGAAGUCUCAAUUCCAAGCUCCCAUCAGUCUCGUUCGUCAGACAACUUUGCAUACUAUUGA
Baudoinia panamericana UAMH 10762 is the source of this 216-nucleotide messenger RNA. RefSeq lists its product as uncharacterized. The coding region runs from base 1 to 216 and encodes 71 amino acids. The record is from RefSeq and is a predicted model, not a curated record. The transcript has a single exon. NCBI's taxonomy places the organism in Eukaryota, Fungi, Ascomycota, Dothideomycetes, Mycosphaerellales, Teratosphaeriaceae.